Messenger RNA from Leucoraja erinaceus (little skate), 3120 nucleotides. RefSeq lists its product as uncharacterized. The coding region runs from base 2380 to 3120 and encodes 246 amino acids. The transcript has 6 exons. The record is from RefSeq and is a predicted model, not a curated record. NCBI's taxonomy places the organism in Eukaryota, Metazoa, Chordata, Chondrichthyes, Rajiformes, Rajidae.
UCGCUCCCAUGAUAAAGAGGGCAAUGUUAACAGUAAUAUGAAAGCUCUUAUGAACUUCAUCCAGUAUGUUUAAAUGUCCGCUACAUAAUAAACAAGUUAAAAAACUGCCACAACAGAUUAUCUGCAAGAAAUUGCAAGGACUAGGAAUACAAAGUACAGCAGAUACUGGAUUUCAAAAUAAGAAAUAAAGUGCUGGAGUAACUGAUCAUGUCAGGCAUCAUCUCUGGGAUCAUGAAUAGGUGAUGUUUCGAGUCGGGACCCAUCUUCAGACUAGAAACUUUUUCUCUAAUGAUUGUAGAAUGGAAAGUCAUCUCUGUCCCUUUGGACUCCAGGUGCAUGCACCACUGUCUCAGCAUGUGAGGAAGAUAUUUUGGGAUUAAAAUACGAUAAGUUGUUUCAUUCAGAAGGUGGUGUAUUUUUGUCAUUCUUCAUUCCAGAGAGCAUUCGAGGACAUUCAGAAGUGAUUGGUAGUUUUCUGGACGUUAAAGGAUAUGUAGAUUGUGCUGGAAAAUGAACCUGAAAUAGAAGAUUGCUAGUUCAAAUGGCCAUAUGUCUGACUCCUGUUCCUAAUUCUUACUUUCUUUUCUGAUAUUCAGAUUUAUGUGUUAGAAGGCAACUACAGUACCCAUUUCAUGUGUGGUGUUAAUUCAUCGUAAAGGCCUGUCAUUUUUGUGAUCAUCUUUGCCACUCUCUUGAGCAAAGGAGUAACCCUUGCAUUCCCUCUCUCUCCAUCCCUCACCUGCUGCAAUCAUCCUACUAGUUUUACUGUUUGUAUCCCCUCGUUAUUACCUCCUCCAAAGUCAACAAUGAACCAUGUGGGCUCUUUGACCAUUAGUGCAGGCUCUGAUUUGUUCUGUACAUUUUCAAACGUCUAAUUUCUCUCUCACCGGUCUCUCAGUUUGAGGAAGGGUCUCGACAUGAACCGUCACCUAUUUCUUAGCUACUGAAUUAUGAAUGGAGCUGAUUAUUACACAGACUGUAACAACUACUCACCUUUUGCUUAGCCACCCUCUUCCUGUCCCUCUGUUUGAUGACUUUCCAAUAGUAAAUUCAUCCCCAUCUUAAACACUCCUCCUUCUUUGACAGUUCCUUUAGAUGGAGGGUGGCAUGUCUCUUCUCUGGUUCUACUAGUUCUGUUGUGGUUGAUGAGGCUAACGUGUGGUCUGCAGACUUUUGCACAGAUGGGGCAGAUAUCUGCUGACAAUCAUUAAAUCUCAACAUGUUUCAAAUGAUAAUUAACUGAAUUGUUUUGUUUCUCCUUUUAGGUGGUGUUACCGAACCUCCUGGUGAGUAUAUCGCUCCCAUGAUAAAGAGGGCAAUGUUAACAGUAAUAUGAAAGCUCUUAUGAACUUCAUCCAGUGUGUUUAAAUGUCCGCUACAUAAUAAACAAGUUAAAAAACUGCCACAACAGAUUAUAGGCGCUUCAAUGCGACUGAACCUCAAGAGUUGCUUGUAGUUAUCAUCUUGUUAAGGAAACAAAUUGUGUCCAUGCCAUGGAGGGAAUGCAAAACAGAUUGACGGGAUAGGUAACAGAAAUUGUGAUUUAGCCACAUGAGAAGAAAUUGCAAGUAUUAGUAAUACAAAGUACAGUAGAUACUGGAUUACAAAAUGAGAAAUAAAGUGCUGGAGUAACUGAUCAUGUCAGGCAUCAUCUCUGGGAUCAUGAAUAGGUGAUAUUUCGAGUCGGGACCAUUCUUCAGACUAGAACAUGUUUCUCCAGGGAUUGUAGAAUGGAAAGUCAUCUCUGUCCCUUUGGACUCCAGGUGCAUGCACCACUGUCUCAGCAUGAGAGGAAGAUAUUUUGGGAUUGAAAUACGAUAAGUUGUUUCACUCAGAAGGUGGUGUAUUUUUGACAUUCUUGAUUCCAGAGAGCAUUUGAGGACAUUCAGAAGUGAUUGUUAGUUUUCUGGACGUUAAAGGAUAUGUAGAUUGUGCUGGAAAAUGGACCUGAAAUAGACGAUUGCUAGUUCAAAUGGCCACAUGUCUGACUCCUGUUCCUAAUUCUUACUUUCUUUUCUGAUAUUCUGAUUGAUGUGUUAGAAGGCAACUACAGUACCCAUUUCAUGUGUGGUGUUAAUUCAUCGUAAAGGCCUGUCAUUUUUGUGAUCAUCUUUGCCCCUCUCUUGAACAAAGGAGUAACCCUUGCAUUCCCUCUCUCUCCAUCCCUCACCUGCUGCAAUCAUCCUACUAGUUUUACUGUUUGUAUCCCCUCGUUAUUACCUCCUCCAAAGUCAACAAUGAACCAUGUGGGCUCUUUGGCCAUUAGUGCAGGCUCUGAUUUAUUCUGUACAUUUUCAAACCUCUAAUUUCUCUCUCACCGGUCUCUCAGUUUGAGGAAGGGUCUCGACAUGAACCGUCACCUAUUUCUUUCCUCUAGAGAUGCGACCUGCCGAGCUAAUUUGCUGCAACAUGUUGUGUCAAUCCAUCAGACCCAAUGUUCACUUUGAAUCUACUUUCUCUUUCUGCUCUUCUUCAGUGGGGAAUUGCAAAACUGCGUGGUUUGACCGUGAUAACCCAUCAGGAAAUGGAGAUUAUGAAAUCUUCCCCAAUCUGCGAACUGAGAAUCCCGGUCAGAUCUGCAUGGAUCCGAUCGCCUGUGAGGUGGAGACAACAUCAGGGAUUCCGGCCUCACAGACUGGAGAGAACAUUGCCAGUUGCAACGUUUCUACUGGAUUCUUUUGUGUGAACAGCAACCAACGUGAUCGCGCAUGUCAAGAUUACAGAAUACGAUUCACCUGCCCUGAUUCCUUUUGUGGUGUUACCGAACCUCCUGUAGGGAAUUGCAAAACUGCGUGGUUUGACCGUGAUAACCCAUCAGGAAAUGGAGAUUAUGAAAUCUUCCCCAAUCUGCGAACUGAGAAUCCCGGUCAGAUCUGCACGGAUCCAAUCGCCUGUGAGGUGGAGACAACGUCAGGGAUUCCGGCCUCACAGACUGGAGAGAACAUUGCCAGUUGCAACGUUUCUACUGGAUUCUUUUGUGUGAACAUCAACCAACGUGAUGGCUCAUGUCAAGAUUACAGAAUACGAUUCACCUGCCCUGAUUCCUUUUGUGGUGUUACCGAACCUCCUGGUGAGUAUAUCGCUCCCAUUGUAAAGAGGGCAAUGUUAACAGUAAUAUGA